This is a messenger RNA of Trematosphaeria pertusa, 671 nucleotides long. RefSeq lists its product as uncharacterized. The record is from RefSeq and is a predicted model, not a curated record. Lineage: Eukaryota; Fungi; Ascomycota; Dothideomycetes; Pleosporales; Trematosphaeriaceae. Bases 81 to 560 code for a protein of 159 amino acids. The transcript is spliced from 2 exons.
GCAGUAGAUGAGUCACCUGGAACCUGCGACGAGAACCUAUCGCCACCAGCAUUGGCUCGUUUCAUCGCUCGCACGGGUCUAUGGGUCACCCCGCGUCUAUGCACCUCGCUCAGCUCACGCAUCUUGAUGCCGGCUACGCCAAGACUUUACCCCGCGGGUGCUCGAUCUCUUUACCUCACGGCAAUCUCCUGCUAAGACGCAUCCACUCGGGACAAUGUCUUUACCUCCGCCGAAGAUCACCGACCUCUCCCUCUAUGAAAGGCCCGAAGAAGUCGAGCUAUGCUACCAGGCCGCUUGUCAAGAGGAUAUCGAUGGUGUCAAGAAACAGGUCCAGAGUCUCCUGCAUGAACCUCGGUGGUCAACGUCUGAGCGAAACAAGCCUCAUCCCACCUGGCUGUCCGAAUCGCUUUUUAUCGCCGUUAAAAGGCAGAACCUCGAACUGGUGCAACUCCUGCUCGACGAGAAAGUCGCGGAAGAAUCAAAUCUUCCGUUUGAAGCCGCGGUACGUGCACGAGCAUUUAGGGUUAUGGAUCUCUUCCUUGGGCUUGGAUGGAAUAUAAACACACCAAUGGGCCCAGUGGCUUCUCGCCCACGGUGCUGAUCCUAACAGCCGCUGCGACUGGGAUUUGACACCUAUGUCUCAAGCUAUGUUGGCAGCACCGCUGGAUCUU